Molecule: messenger RNA, 5542 nt
Organism: Hylaeus anthracinus
Lineage: Eukaryota; Metazoa; Arthropoda; Insecta; Hymenoptera; Colletidae
Product: Y+L amino acid transporter 2
Exons: 11
Coding region: 1518-2993 (491 amino acids)
Biological process (GO): amino acid transmembrane transport
Cellular component (GO): membrane
Molecular function (GO): L-amino acid transmembrane transporter activity
Source: RefSeq, a predicted model, not a curated record
GGUUUUCAAACAGAGCCUGAAAUACUUUUAGCGAUCUCGAGCAGAGGAGAAUUAAAUUGUUUUGUUUGAACUAGCUACCACUAAAUUACGGGUCAAUAGUGCGCUGUCAGCCAGGGAAUUAAAGUGAAAUAUUUACGGCGCACGGAUGGAAAUGGCGUUACAACGUGCGCGAAUAACGCGAUUACUUAUUCACGUGGGAAAAAGUUCGACUGGCUUCCUAUGCUUUUAUCUCGUACGAAGUAGCUUUUAGUUUUUUAUUUAAAAAAAAAAGAAAAAGAAAGAAAUGAGAGAUCGCGGAAAGUUAUACUAAAUACCACGUUAGCUCAAAAAAUCAUAGGAUACAUUGAUAGUUAAAUUAUACAUUGUUCCACUCGAGUGAUCGCAUAGAAUCGCGCUAAUUCGUACUCAACAUAUUAGAUUGGAACAAGCCGCACGGAGCUGGUGCAAAUUCAGACGAAUCAAAAUUUGUCGUUAAUUCCUUUAUUGAUACCUUUAUUCGACAUUGGCAUACACGAAGCAUUUCGUAAUUCUUAGGUGAACGGAUAAACCGUCGAAAGUAUGCAAUAAAAUUUCUUCGCGAGACACUUAAUUUUCACGUUUACGACCAUAGCCCAGUAAAGCUUCCGUGCCAUCCAAGAAUAGUUUAUACCAUGAAACAUUGUCUGUUCUAAAAGUAUCUGCCGCGAAUCGUAGAAUUUUGCGAUAAUUCGGCGUCUUGAGGAUCGAUCAAAAAAAAAAAAAAAAAGAAUUAAGAACAAAAGGUUACGUAAAAAGUAAAAUUAAAAUUUAUUACAAUUUAUUCCAUAAAGUGCAACUCUUCUUUUUAAACGUGUAUAGAAUAAAGCACGUCGGAAAUGUUGAAAAUUCUUCGAGAUACAUUUAGGAGAUACAUUCGCUAAAGUUUAUGGUACGUUUGAAUAUCAGAAAGACUGUCCUAUUUAUAAAAAGUAUUCGAUUUGUCAUGGGUUGGUCCAUCCACUUUCGUUUGUGUUCGUUGGCCGCGGUCACGGAACUUAUAAAGGAAAGGAAAGAUUCGAUAAUCGAAUCGACAACGUGUUGCGCUCGUUCCGCGCGUGACCGUGACUCGCCUUUCUCACCAGCAACAACUGUUCGACGUGUCAACGGUGCUACCAAGCAAUUAGGGAAUUUACGGAAUCCAUCGAUUAAAUGCCGGUUGAAACGAUCAUAGAGGCGAUUACGGGAUUAAGAAACUGGUUUGCACCUGCGCGCAAAGUUCGCUCAGGCGAUAGAAAGGUGUGUUUCGACGUUCGCGAACGUUAUUGGUCGGUCUGGACGAUCGCGAAGAACGGGGGGCCCGUCGAGUGGCGUGAUAAAUGCGAGCUGUCCGCGAAAGUCACAUUUGAUUCGAGUUAACGUACUCGGAACGAAUAAAUAAAGAAGAAAAGAUAGAUAAUUACGGAAGAUGGAUAAAGUCCGACUAAGUAAAAGAUGCUAGGUUGCAGAAAAUGAAAAUAAAGAAGAAAAGAAAUAAGAAAGAUAGAUAAAGUUCGAGGAGGAUGUCGAAGUCGGGCAGCAUCAAGGAUGGCGAGAAGGGUCCGUACGACGCGGUCCCGAUCGCCGAGAAACCCAGCGAUGAGAUCAAACUCGAAGCGAAGAUGUCCCUGAUGAACGGCGUGACCGUGAUCGUCGGUUCCAUUAUCGGUUCUGGGAUAUUCGUUAGUCCCACUGGUGUCCUCACCUACACGGGUAGCGUGAACGCGAGCCUCCUGGUGUGGAUAGCUUCCGGCAUCUUCUCCACGGUGGGCGCAUACUGUUACGCGGAGUUGGGAUGCAUGAUCAGAAAGUCGGGCGCCGAUUACGCGUAUAUCAUGGAGACCUUCGGACCUUUCAUGGCAUUCAUCAGACUCUGGGUCGAGUGUAUGAUAGUGCGGCCUUGCAGUCAAGCUAUCGUGGCCUUGACCUUCAGCAUUUAUGUACUGAAACCAGUGUUUCCAGACUGCUCGCCACCGGACGAGGCGACGAGGAUACUCGCUGCUUGCUGCAUAUGUAUCCUCGCGUUCAUCAACUGCUGGGACGUGAAAUGGGCGACAAGGGUGCAGGACAUUUUCACGUACGCCAAGCUCCUGGCGUUGUUCGUCAUAAUCUUCGCCGGAGGUUGUCAGCUGUUCACCGGGCACACGCAAUAUUUCACGUUCGAGAACACCAACACGGAAGUGACGUCGAUAGCGCUGAGCUUUUAUUCGGGUCUGUUCGCUUACAAUGGUUGGAAUUACUUGAAUUUCAUCAUCGAAGAGCUGAAGGACCCCGUCAAAAACUUACCAAGAGCUAUCGCAAUUUCGUGCGUGCUCGUCACGCUUGUUUACGUUUGCGCAAACGUAGCCUUCUACACGACCUUGAGCCCCGUGGAGGUUCUGGGAAGCGAGGCAGUGGCAGUGACCUUCGCCAAUCGUCUGUUCGGCAUGUUCGCCUGGACGAUACCUGUGUUUGUGGCACUGUCGACGUUCGGAGCGGUAAAUGGAAUUCUUCUGACGUCCUCGCGACUCUUCUACGCCGGCGCCUGCGAGGGUCAGAUGCCUGAAAUAUUGACCAUGAUUCAAACCUCGAGGGUUACCCCAACGCCGGCCGUUAUCUGCAUGGCCCUCUUGUCCAUGGUGUACCUCUGUUCUUCCGACAUCUAUGCUCUGAUCAAUUAUGUCGGCUUUGCUGCUUGGUUGAGCAUAGGCGUCUCUGUGCUCUGUCUACCCUGGCUCAGAUGGGCUCAACCGAAUCUGCCUAGGCCAAUCAAAGUGAACCUCUUCUUCCCAGUAAUAUACAUUAUUGCUACCAUUUUCGUGACUGUUGUGCCUAUGUACGCUAGCCCAGUGGAGACAGGAUACGGCUGCCUAAUGAUCUUGUCGUCCGUGCCCGUGUACUUUAUCUUUAUCGCGUGGAAAAAUAAGCCAAAGUUCUUCCAGAAAGGAGUCUUAAGCGUGACGAAGUUUCUGCAGAAGAUAAUGCUGGUGGUCGGCAAGCCGAAAGCCGCUCAGGUUUAACCGCAGACAGAAUGCGUCGUCAGCCUUCAUAGAGGUGACUUCCAGCUUGCAGACAACGAGAAAUGGGACAGGCUUUCCAGGACACUCGGAGAACGUUUAUCCGCCUAGAUUCAUGUAAAAUAUUUAUUUCAUACGAAAGAUAUUCCUAACUCAAAUUCGAUUCUAGGUUGGACCUGCAUUGCACUAUAAAAUUUAAAUCAAACUCCUUUUAUACAUACACACGUUAGAACGAUUUGUAAUUUUCAGUUCAACGAUAAGACUUUAUUCCAAAGAUUAUUUCAAUAUUCGAGCUACUCGUUUAAUCGUUCUCCGAGUGAGGGAGGAGCGUUCUGGCCAGAGACAGCCAUAUUUAAUCAGAAUGCUCAGCAACAAAACCUUGAAAGUUGCUCAACAAAUCCACGUCUGCUUUUCUCGUCUGGAUGUCAACCUCGUUACACUGGCACCAAGACAUGGCGGUGAUGUAUUACCAAAACGAUUCCAGCGGAGGUAUAAUAAUAAUGAUAACGGCGAUACGCAGUGACUACGAAGGUACUAACACGAAAGACGCAAAUAAAAAAAUUAAAGAGGCAUCACUGAAUGUUCAACGAGAAGACACACAGUAUUCUCCUCCGCUGGACGCGCGUUUCCGAUGUUAUUGCUUCGUUUCAUUCCAUGCUGUACCAUUUCCAUGUUUCGCGAUGCGAUCCUUCGUUUCGAGCCUUAUUCAUCUUCGAGUAGAUUUCGUUAGCCCAGGAUAUCGUCGAUAAUUUAUUAUCUAUGUUUAUUUAAUUCCUCUUCAUUUCGCGAUGAUUGAACAACAUCGAGCACAGGUCCCGAUUACGGUUCAAAACAUUUUCGUUCACACAGGGAUCGAGAAACGAAGGUUCGUAACAAUUGUUACGCGAUGGCAUUCGAUUGUCAACAUCGCAUAAUAAUAGUAAUAAUAAUAAUAAUACUAAUAAUAAUAAUAAUAAUAAUAAUACCGAUAAUAAUAUUGUAUUCGCAUUUUACUGCCACUGGUAUUGGCACGGGGACUGGAACUGUUCGGAUAUUUGAUGGAAACUUCAAACACCGCGUACAUGAUUUAAAACCUAACCUAAACACACAACAUUUUGAACCUAACCUAUUAUUUUAAUAAUGUUUGGUUGAACAGUUGAAUUAGACUUGUAUUUAAUAGUAUUUAAGUAUUCGAAAAGUAGUACCAGCCUUAAGAGGCACGCAUACGUACAUGUCUAUAGGGUGUCCAUCGACAUCUGGAAUUUCUCGAAAAGAAAAACUUACAAAUGAAACAGAUCAAUUCGCUCAAUUGCAAUAAUUAAUAUUUUUGAAACUUGUACUACAAUCCCAUAGUCUGUACACACCGCGUGUGUCUCGUGCUUCCAUGGGUUCAUUGGACUGCGCUCUAUGAGCAACUUUUAACGGGGACUGUUCAUUGCUAAACCACUGGCUAGAUCUUUUUUGUCUAUUAGAGAAAAAGAUAGUCCGAAGGCGCAACCACUCGAAUGACUCUGGCUAUUCAAACGUUUAGGUUUAACGUGUGUGUUAAUUGCGAUCGCGAGAAUUUUCGGUAAAUUGACGAUUGCAGGCAAGCUUAUGAGCGUGAAUCGUUCGAGUUUUAGAUUUUUUAUACUUUUCUAAUCGUAAAUCUAUAGGACAAUUUUAGUCGAUUCUAAAUCUUCAUUCUAGUUUGUUCCUUAUUUAUCAUUCCGUUUACUGUACAAAACGUGUAUGCAUGGUGUACACUGAUCUCUAUUUAAUGAAUUUGUUACGGAGGUUUGCAACAACCAUAGAAAGCCUCCGUAACGAUGCCGAGGCCGCCAUCUUUGAGAAUGAAUCGCGCCGGCCACCUGUAUAGGCAACCGAAGUACUCGAAUAGUUUAUGAAGUUAUACAAUAUUUUUUAUGGGAAUAAUUCUUAUGAAAAGAAUAGAUUUAUAUGUAUUAUAAAUGUACGACUUAAGUGAUUUAAUUUACUAAUUCGAACUUGUAAACUUAAAACUAUGUUUCUUACAAAUAUAACGUUCUAUCGUUUUAAUUAAAAUUGAAAACAGAAUUUGAAGUAAAUUCUUCAAAAAAGCUGCACAGACCCUAUGAAAAGGUAGUAGCGUUUUAAUCUCCACGAAGGUGACUAUGUUUAAGAAUUGUGUAGCAGCAACGACACCACCGGAAUCCAUGUUUUACGUACAAUACUUUGAUUGCGCUAUUAAAAGAGGAAUAAUCCUUAGGCGAUACAUUCGACACAGCUCGUAAGUUUGUCCUGUUCAAUUUAUACGAGUCGUUUAUUAGUCGAAUCACUUAACCGUCUGACACCGUGGCAGUAAGUACUGUGUCCUGUACGAAUUAAGACUUAAUGUGUUUAUCUCGCCCCAUUGUCGACACCUUCAUGCUUGUACGCACUGUGAUUUUUAUUUACUCAUAAGCGCACGUUGAUUUUCGCGAAUCGUCGAAUUCAGGAAACCCUGGUUUCUUGUCUAUAUCCAAACUUUAUCCGUGUGUUCUUCUGUGUAAAAAAAAAAGUUGCAAUUGAAUGUAAACUUUCUAUUUAAAUGACAAUGGAACACUAAGACUAAA